This is a messenger RNA of Nothobranchius furzeri (turquoise killifish), 2421 nucleotides long. NCBI's taxonomy places the organism in Eukaryota, Metazoa, Chordata, Actinopteri, Cyprinodontiformes, Nothobranchiidae. The record is from RefSeq and is a predicted model, not a curated record.
AUGGCGGCUGUUGACAGAAGGAUCUGAACCAGUGUGAUGUGGCCCAAGCAGACAUGGAGAAGUUUGGGAUGAGUUUUGGAGGCGGUCCCAGCAGAAAGGAGCUGCUGGAGGUCACUGAGUCCCAGAAAAAGCAGCUGGUCCAGUACCAGACCCGCUUUAAGGAUGUGGUCCGGGCCUACAAGAGUCUCCUGAAAGAGAAGGAGGCUCUGGAGGCCAGUCUGAAGGUCCUGACUGUGACCCAGGAUGUGGACCUGAACGCCACUGGGGGCCCAGACCUGCUGGAGGACGGCUGCUCGCAGCACAGUGAGGACAGCGUAGAGACGGCAGCAUCUGUGGAUGCAGCCAGCGACACCGCUCAUGAGGAGGAGCUGUCAGAGCCGGGCCAGAAGUCCAGCUCCUCUGAGGUGGACGCCGAGGAGGCGGAGCAGCCGCAGGCUCCACCCACCUCCAAUGUGGAAGCCGAUCGGCGUGUCGCCCAGCUGAAGAGCCAACUGAGCACGCUCACCGCCUCCCUGGCUACAGUGACCCAGGAGAAAUCUCGGAUGGAGGCGAGUUUCCAGGCGGACAAGCGCCAGCUGAAGCAGGAGGUGGAGGAGCUGCAGGAGCAGCUGGUCGUCAUGGCCAAACAGCAAGAGUCAGAGCUGCAGUCCCUACAGCAGCAGCUGGCGGAGGGCCGCGCUCGCAUCAUCACGCAGCAGCACGAGAGGGAGCAGGAGCAGGGAGACCACGCCCAGCAGCUCAGGGAGCUGCAGAGACUCCUGCAGCAGGAGCGAGACCUCCGGCAGGAUGCCGAGCUGCGCCUGCAGGAUGCCAAAGCCGAGCUGCUCGCCUCCCUGCAGGCUGCAGACCGAGGGGCGGAGUCAGAGGUUCAACUGAGUCAGGUGAGGGAGGAGAGGAACCAGCUGCGGAGGAGGCUGAAGGCUGUGGAGGAGGAACAGAAGAAACCAGAUCCCCUAGUGGAGGAGCUGCAGCAAGAACUACAGGAGCUGAAGAACUCCUUCCAGCAGCAGAUCCACAUGGAGACCAAGAAGGGAUCUGAGGCUGAGGAGCGUGCUCGUGAGCGUGCACAGGCUACAGAACUACGGGUGGCCGGUUUGGAGCAGCGGAUCUCAGAACUGUCAGAGCUCCUGGGGUCCUGCGAGAAGGCGAGGCAGCGAGACCAGCAGGUGGCUCAGAGGCUGCGGGACCGGAUCCUGCAGCUGGACACAGAAAACAAAACUCUGGCCAUCGCCGCCUCCAGCAGGUCCAGCUGCGACUUGAGUCUGGACGAGUCACAGCUGGACGUCUCAGUGCUGAAGGAAAAGAUGCAGAUGGUGAAAAGGCUGCUGGUGCUGGCAACUCAGAAGAACCCGGACCAGAACAUCCAGGAUUUGGCCGACUCGGAGCCGGGCUCGGAGAAAGGCUCGGCGCUGGUCUACCAGCAGGAGCUGCAGCAGCUCAGGGAGGAGUUUGAGCGCUACAAGCUGCGUGCACAGGUGGUGCUGAAGAACAAGAACGCCAAGGAUGGCUGCCAGGCCAAGGAGCUGGAGGAGGUCCGGGACCAGCUGGCUGAGCUUCGGGAGAAGUACAUCAAUCUGCGGAUCCAGAGUGAUGAGGCUGAGGCACAGCACCACCAGCAGAUGGAGGAGCGGCAGCAGCAGAUGGUGGCGCAGCAGCACGCCCACAGACAGGAGCUGGAGCGGGUGGAGGCGCAGCACCGUGACGAGCUGCUGCGGCUGGAGGCAGAACUUCACAAACAACGGGAGAGGACCAUGGCUCUGCUGGAUGAGAAGGACCAGGAGCUGGAGAGGCUCCGCAGCACCGUGAUGAGCUGCAGCCGCAACAUCAGCGAUGUAACGGACGGUGGACAGGAAGUUGGCUCUGACAGCGAGGAUGACAACAUCAGCCAAGCACUGCGACAGGCCACACCCACUGAGUCUACGCUGCUGCUGUAUGCCGACCAGCUCGCCCGAAAGGAAGUCGAGGCGAGCAGGCUGCGGCAGCAGAAACACCGGCUGGAGGAGGACCUGCACCAGCUGCAGGCCAAGCUCAUCGCUAACGCUGAGCGGCACGAUGAGGAGAUGGUGGAGCUGCGUGGACAGCUGGACAAGCUGCUCCGGGACCACAGCCGAGAGGGCGCCAACCUGGAGUACCUGAAGAACGUCAUCUACAAGUUUCUGACACUACAGGACGCCAGUGGGCGGCUGCAGACACUCGGCGCCAUCGUCACCAUCCUGCACUUCAGCCCGCAGGAGAAACAGGAUGUGAUGCGGCUGCAGGGGCCAGCCUGGUGGGGCCCCGCACGCAGGUGAAGCACCUGAGGAAGUGACCAUCGGAUGUAAACGCAGUGAUGCUGUUGAGUUUCUGGGACUUGCUGUGAUCAGUAAUCUGACCCGUGGGAUAUUUUUUAUUCUUACAGUAAAUAAAAUAUUUUGUGCGGUU